UUUGCAUAUUCAUUUAUCGUGCUCGCCAUUUUGGUAGCACUAAGUAACCGGCGAAGAGCCAUUCUAAAUCUGUAAAUAUCUUCACCAUCCGUGUAGAAUUAUUUGACAUUAUACUCUAAAUUUGUUGGAAAUUUUAUACCCAAGCGAACGGGCCUGCAUACUUGCGGUUCGUUCAGAGGGUCGAUGAUAAAACCUUCAAUGUUUGUGCUUCGGCAAGAUGUCCACAAUUCCGGGGAUCGGCAGUAAAGGGGAGAAGAACAAAAGCAAAUACAAGGGAAUAGACAUCAAUACAUUGUACAAAGGAAAGACUGUCGAGACUCAGAAGUCAACUGUUACUCGGCAAUAUGGGCUUCAAAGUUUGGGCAAAGUGUCCAACUCGCGGCGUAUGCCGCCUCCGGCCAACUUACCCAGCUUGAAGAGUGAGAACAGUGGGAACGACCCCAGCAUCAGCCUUGUCCCGAGUGGGGGUUCGGGAUGGGUGUCGAAGGAAGAGAAGAAGAAGGAGGUGAGUGGAGGUGGAGCUCAGCCGCCAUCGUCGCAGCCUUCGCAGGCCACGCCUUCAUCACAGCAGGCACAGCAACCACAGGCGGCUGUCAAGACCAGCACCCAAUCUGGGGGGCAAAGCAGUGCGGGUGCCCGGUCUUGGAGCAAUGUCACCGGGGGUGUACAGCAAGGAGGUCUGGUCAGUCACCAGUCACCACUAUUUCAAGAGGAAUUCCCCAGUCUGGCACAAGACGACAAGAGCAAGGAAGCCACAGUAAAUCAACCUACAAAAAGAGAAGAAGAAAUCAAGGAUACUCAAUAUGGACCAGGGCCAAGCUUGCGACCACAGAAUGUUGCAAGCUGGCGCGAGGGAGGAGGGCGUGCGGUGCCUCAGCCCAAACCCGAAGAAGCAGCUCCGAGUACUCCAAGCUCGACCCUGACGGAGGCACAGACCAAUGGCCCCCCGAUGUCCGGUGGCAGUGGAGGCGGGGCUGGGGCUGAUCUGCCCACCCCGCCGAUGCCAGCCCGCCCGGGCUCAGGUCACGGCCCUCAUGGCUCUGUGCCACUGGGGCCGCCCAUGGGAAUGCCGCCGCCUCAGUACCGGGGGAUGAUGCCGCCGUUUAUGAUGGGCAGGUUUCCUCAUGGAGGUUACCCUCCUAACUAUCCCGGCUUUCCCCGACCGCCUUAUGGACCAGAAACAAGGUUCCGAGGCCCUCCACCUCAAAUGUCGCAUCAGAGACAUAUGGGAGGAGAAGGAGAUGAUGGACAGAAACGGCCACCUAUUGUCUCGGAGAAGGCCUUCAAAGAAUUUGAGGACAUCCUCAAGUCUGAGGGUGGUAACGAUGGAGGAUGGGCUGGCCCUCAAGGAGAAAUUGAUUACAGUGAAAAACUUGUCUUCAGCGAUGACGAAGAUGAAUCACGGAGCCCAAGGGACCGGGGUCGCCGUGAUGAGAGGAGGCGAAUAUCUCGCAAAGAAGCUGAAGAACACAGUCGGGAGCCUGAACCAGACAGAGAGAGAGAAAAGGAUCGAAAUGAAGACCCUGAAAAGGAUGAGAAAGGGCCACCUAUGGUGCGAGAGGCUUGGCCCCAUGGGCCUCCCCCACCGCACUACAGAGGAGGACCACGACCACCACACCCAGGAAUGGAGGCUAGAGGCUGGCCGCCUCAUAUGCAUCCAUAUGAGUUUAUGGGGCCACGGGGAGCCCCUCCUUACCCUCCCUUCAGAAUGCCUCCACCACAGAUGCGUCCGCCUUAUGGACCUCCACAACCACCACCAGUGUCCAGUCCUGGUAUGAUGCCUGCCAGGAAACCAGGAGACGACGACGACGAGCUAUGGCGCUUGAGGCGACGUGCUAACGAAGGGGAGAUAAAUUCGGCUGUGGAGAAAGCCCGGCUGAGAAGAGAAGAGAACGAAAAGCGUAGGGAGUCGGAGCAGAGAGCUGCUGCUGGAGAGAAGCUGAGGCAGCUUGAAGAGCGCUCCAAGAAGAAAGACGAGGGUAAAGAUGGAGACACUGAUGGAAGGGACAGCCGUACCAUGAGCGAGUCCAGCGACAAAGAUCCCAAAGAUACUCGGUUCAGAGAGAGACCCGCCAACUUAACUCCACCUGCUCAGGGUGAGCAAGGGCCCGGGGGCAAGGGCUAUGCCCGCAAUGUGGCCCCGAGGUUCCAGAAGCAGCAGGAGUCUGCAGGAGGCCAGGGCCAGCGCCAGCAGCCCCUCAGUCCCGGCAGUGGUGGAGGCUCCUCCCACCCGGUGGGCCCGCCCAUGCCAGGCUUCCGACCGGGUCAAGGCCCGCCUCCCCCACCAUGGGCGCCUUAUGACCCUCGUUGGUCGGGCAUGCCUCACUUCAUUGACCCGCGCUACGGACCAAGGCCUCCCCUGGACAUGCAAGGUAUGCAAAUGUAUGGACCACCUAUUCCGAGACGGCGGAAUGAUAGUCACGGAUCUGGUAAUGAAGGCCAGGACGGUGAUGGGAGACACCCAGAACAGUACGACCGCCCUGACCCCAGGGCCGAUGUGAGGGCUGCCUGGCUGGAGAGAGGUUACCCUCCUCCCCCCCUCCCAGGCCAUUUUGAUGAAAUGAGACGCAUCCCUUACUACGAGCCCAGGAUGUACCCUGAGAGAUACGACUUUGAAAGAAGAGAAUUUGACCACUCUGAUCAAGAUGAAGAUCGGAGCUCUGGACCCAUAGAAAAGGAAGGAGGUCCAAAAGAUGUGGAUCAGCGGUCAGCUUCAUCUCAGAGAGAUCUGUUUGAUGACCGAUCCAAGGACAAGGAAGAUCACAAAUCUGAUCGAGCUGGGAGCAAAUCGUCUGCCGACUGGGAACUUAAUCGCUCGUACUCCAAAGACUCAAGCAAAGACGAUGCAGUGGACCAGUAUGAUGAUGGAGAUGACGACUUCAAUGUGAAGCUGAGCAAAGACCUGGCCCUGGAGAGGGAGAGAGAGGAGUCGCUGGAGCAGCACUACUCUCAUGGUCGCAGAGACGGGCGAUCGGGCCCCACCCCGACGUUCAGAGCUUACACAUCCGAGGAAGUCAACAAGAGAGAGAUCUCACAAAGGCAAACUCCAAGUUCAGCGAAUUGUCCGCCACCCGUUUCCCAUGACCAAGGCAAGAAUUCUGGACCUGCCAAAAGCAGCUUGACGUCUUUGAAACGCAGUGCGUCUAAUAUGUCCAGCAGCUCAGCAGCUUCUUCUGAUAAAGACAGGGAGCGAAAGAGCGAUUCGCCAAAAGAAAUAUUGAUCUUUGAAAGAUCAUCUGGUCUGAAAAAGGAAACAAACAAGGAGCAGCCAAAGGAUACAAAAUCUUCUCAGAGCAAAGAGAAUAAGCCACCAGAGCAACCUCGCCCCAAUCCUUGGGAGAUCAAGGAACAAGACAGGCAAAAAGCCAAAGAUCCGGAGAAAGUGGAUCUCAGCCCAUACCCCAAAGAGGAAAACGAUGUUGAUGACCUCUAUGAAGAGAGAGUUGACAGUCCUUAUGGUAACAGGCCCCCGUUGAAGAAGAAAAGGGAGGAUGAUAUCGAGAGAGAACGAGAUGGUCGGGAAAGGCAUUUGGAUGAGAGAGAUCGGAGAGACCUGGACCGAGGAGGUGACAAAGACCGGCCGCGUGGCAGUGGUGGUGGAAGAGGUGGUCGGGAGUUUGUGAGAGGCAGAGGAGGGUCUCGUGGGAGAAGCCGUGGGUCCGUGAGAGGAAGUGGAGGAGGUUACAGCACUCGAGGAGGAGGUGGAGGAGGAGGAAGAGGAGGACGGGAUUACUACUCUGCUAGUUAUGACAGAGGGAGCCAAGGGUCAAGACGCUCGGACAAACCUUUGAUGAAACCGGGGUUUUCGUCAGAAGAUCUGGAUGUGAACGACCGAGAGGAUUACAUGAAAGGUGGUGGGAGGAGACACGUGCAGUUAGAUGAGCACAGCGAUGGCUCUGGUGAGGAUGUUGGCAGUGGUCAUGGAGGAGAAAACAAUAGAAACGAGAGAGAUAAUAGAAUGGAUAGGGACAACAGAGCUCCCAAAGAGAAUUUGCCGGGGAAGAGCCAAGAAAAGAAAGAUGGCCGAGAUGUCCGCUCCAGUGGAAAUGUGAGACUUGUUGAUGCUAGAGAAAAAGAUGGCAGAGACAUGGAGCCGAAGGCUAGUCUUGAAAAUAAAAAUCCAUGGAGCCAGGAACCUAAAAUGCUUCCAAGUAUGCAACCUCCUCCAAAUCCGUGGAAUAAGAACCCUCUUUUGCCUUCCCCAAAAGGAGAAUGGGGAAUGGACCAGCCUGGUCUGAAGGAGGAACCAAGAGACGAGAAAAAAGACGUCUGGCAACAAAGGCAAGACUCCAGGGAUUCGAACAAUCAGGAAAGAUUACCAGGGGACAAUCAGUUGUCCGGUCACGGGGACUAUAGGGAUAACAAACGUAUGGAUGGUGGGAGUCGGAGGGAUGAUCGCGACAACAGGCGCAGGCAAGAUCGUGAUCGCGAUCGUCGCGGGGACAGAGACCGAGAUGAUGGUGGUGGUCGUAUGGAAGGAGGUCCUGAUGGCAAGGAGGGAGGGCUGAAUAAGGAGAAGAGCGAUAGACGUGACAGGGAUCGUGAUCGAGACAGAGAUCGAGAUAGAUAUCGAGACAAACGAGGAGGGGAAAGAGACCAGGACCCCAGGCUGGAGGAACAAAGCAAUGGAGUUUUUCUUCCUCGUGGAGAACCCUCGAGAAGGGGCAGAGGUGGUUCCCGCGGAGGCCGAGGUGGCAACCGCUACACGUCUGCUCCCUCUGGACGUGGCGGUCAAGGCUACGGCCCGGUGGGUUCCAAUGGAGGCGGCAGUGGUGGUCCCAACGGAGGAGGACAAGGAGGAGGCCCGGGUGGCCGACAAGACGGGAGGAGGAGCCAGAAUGUGAAUGUGGACAGAGGAGAUGGGCGUGAUGGAGGACGGGAUGUGCGAGAUGGAAGAGAUGGGCGCGACAACCGAAUGGAAGGAGGAAGCUAUAGAAGAGAUGGAAGGCGACAAGACAACCGAAACCCACCUCCCCCAAGGUUCCGACGUGGAGGCAUGACAGAGGGCAGAGGUCGAGGUUCAGAGAGGGGCAGCGGGCGUGGCCGAUCGUCGAGAGGUCGUGGAGCCAGUGCCCCAGCAAGUCUCAGCUCCAAGAAGCCAGUGCUGACCAAGCAGGCUUCUAAUGAAGGGGAAGAGUGGGAGACUGCCUCAGAAAGCAGUGAGCCAAAAAACGAUUCGCGAGAGUCCCGGGAAAACAAGAAAGAGAGCUCUGCUAUGAAAAAGAGUAUCUCUAGUCAGCGGCCGUUCGGCGACCGACAAAACAGUCGUCGCGUGAACAACCAGGACUCUCGCGCAAGUGUGGAGAGCCGCAAUUCUAACAAAGAUUCUAAACAGAAUCCAAAAAACGGGGCAGCGCCGCCGACCAAAUCGGCGGCCAAUGGGACCUCCCCUAAAAACAAAUCGGCCGUGGCCAACCACAAGGAGAACUUUGUCUUCAGGGUGGACUCUGUAGUACCCAGUGACCCCAACGCCAUCAACAAUGCCAUCAACAACAUGCAUGCCAAGAAACAACUUGGUAAGAAAACUGAACUUGCUGAUGUUGCAAAACCUGUGAAGACAGAAAAGGAAAAGAAAGAUGCCCUAGCUAACAUCGACAUCAACAACUUUGCAGGUGUGGUGGUUGUUGAUGAUCUCCAGGAGGUCACUAUUGAUGACCCGAAUUUCCUGUUUGAGAGCAAUGAGGGGUUUCAGGAAGUUACCUCUAAGAGGACCCAGAAAAUCAAACAGAAAUUAAUUGAGGCUGAACAAAAGAAAAGUGAGAAAGAAGCUCAAAAGAAGAAAGAGCAUCUAAACAAGGUGGUAGCUCGCCCUAAGGGCCUGAGCCCCAAGUCUGGCCGUACAGCCGUCAAAGGGACCAAACUGCCGCCCCGGCUGGCCAAGCAGCGAGAGCAACGGGAGAAGGAGAAGGAGCUGACCAAGAACGUCAUGCCCAAGAUAGAACUGUGGGACAACGAGCUGGCCAACAACAUCCCCUCCCUGCUCUCCAACAUGGACGCCAUCCCCUCGGCAGGAGCUGGCUCGGUCAGCACGGCCGUCUCCAUGGGCACUGAGGAUGUGGCAGAGUCUGGGCCUUCUGUAGCAAGCACGGCUGUUGUUGCCAGCGGCAAAGCCAGCCUGUCUUCGGCAGUGGCUUCUCUGCCGAUGACCCCAGCCCCAGCUCCAGCCAUCAGCGCCUGGUCCAAGCCCAUCAACUUAAGAGCCUCCACCACCCCAGUGGGCUCUGCUCCCGCCGCCGCCGCGCCACCACAGACGGCCCCGGUGGCCCCCGCUGCGGGUGGUCAGGGGUCGAGGGUGUCACGCGUGGGUCACGGCCACCAGCAGGCUGUGGUGGUGGUCCCGGCGGAGGUGAAGCUGGACAAGGGGGACCAGCACGACAGCGGCAUAGAUGUAAGUGACCAGCCUAACUCUGCCAGCUCAUCCACCCGGAGCUCUCCCAGUGCUGAUAACAAGCUCAUCUCCUCCUCCAGCACUGUCCCCUCACAAGGUGCAGGCUCUGAGGCGCUGGCCCUGGGCCUCAAGAGAAAUGAUGGCAUCUCCAUUGAUCAGGGUAUGGAAAUCCCAAAACCCCAACGGGCUCCAAAGGUGAGCAAAAGUGAGAAACUGGUUAAGCCAGACAGUUCAAUGAAGGUGAUGAAGAAAAUGGAGGGAUCCCCAAGUAAAGAAGUUCCAGAAACAAAACCUGAACCCAUUCAGAUGCCUCCUAGUUUUAAGGACUCAAUCUUUGGGAAAGGUGAUGAAUCCGGUCUUCAGCUGGAUUUCCGCUACGACGAGAGCUUGGCCAGCCCUCUGACCACGCUGCCCGAGCAGCCGGGCACCCCCGAGAAGGUGGAAUCUGCCCCGGCACACAGCGACAACAUCAGCCUGUCGGCUCCCGUCAACAACCAGCAGGCCAUCAUGUCCCCCACCUCUCCUGCUACUGAGGACCUCACCUCCAAGAUUGCCUCUGUGAAAAAUGUUUGGGAUCCGCUCCCGGCCUCCUAUGAACACAAGACUAGUUUGGCCCAGAGUACGCCAAGUGCUACAACCAGCGACAACCUCCAGUCUAACGCCAACGCCAACAACGCUAGUGGCAACACUGGGGGCAGCAGCACUGGUGGUGUGUACACCAACUUCCCCCACGAGGUGGUGGGUUCCGGUGGUGGCGUCAGCGUCAGUGUCAGUGCCAUGAACGGUGACAAACAGCAGCAACAGCAACAACAGCAGCAGCAACAACAGCAGCAGCAACAACAGCAGCUGGUGGAGGAGUCGAGCAGCCCCAACACUGGCCCUGUGGUGGGUCCACAGGGUGGGGGCGGCGGCCCCAGCCACUCCCCUGUGAUCCAGAGACUGCACUCCCCACACCCCGCCGAGACCUCGGCCCUGAUGAAUGAGGUGGACCUCGCCCAGACUGUGGUGUCUCCCAGCCCUGACGACAAGGCCAUCGCCCUAGAGCCUACAAAUGUAUGCAAGGUGCGACCUCAGCAACUUCAGGUUGGACUGAGCAAUGAAUCUGGAUCCAUGUCGGUUUUGUCCUCUGGGAUCACUGGACCCAUGCCUACAGUGGCCAGCCCUCCUGUGGUGUUGGCCAGUCAGCAUGGCUUCCCUGCCUUCCAACUAGGUUCUCAGUUUGUCCCUCAGGAGCAAAGGUACUCGCAGCCCAGCUUUGGCUUCAGCCUGUCUCAGCCCCAGCCGCAGGCCGCCCUGGGAGCCCAGCACCAGCCUCCGGGGCCCCUGGCCCAGCAGACCUUCAGCCAGCCCAGCCUGUUUGUGCCCUCCACCCCCACUCAGCCCGAGCUGUUCCCGGGCUUCCAGCAGCGCAGCCACGCCUUUGGCCAGCCGGCCCCGGCCCCGCCCCCUCCCCCGCCGGCCCAGCAGAGCACCAUCAUGGUCUCGUCGGCCACCUCGGCCCUCAUGUCCACCAACAUCAAGGCUCCGGGGCCGUCCCACGCUGCAGCUCCUGGGCCGUCCUCUGCCUUCAGUGCAGAGCCUUUGAACAAAAGCAUUGGUCCAAACCAGAUCUCGUUUGGUGGUGGCCUGAGUAGCGGAGCUCCGUCGCAGCAGCUGUUCUUCUAUGACCCAACGUCUCCACUGGGUCAGCUGUUCCAGCCACACAGUCAGCUGAUUGGGGGCAGUCAGCCCAGCCAGAACCUGAGUAGCUCGCAGAUUAUUGGUUCUCCUCAGCUGGUGCAAAGGACACAAGUGCAGCCGAAUUCCUCCUUUUUCCAGCAAGCUCCAGCAGCUAACUUCUUUACUGCACAACAGCCCAGCUCUGCCAUUCAAGUUGGGGGUCCCAUCCAGGGAGGCUCUAGUGCCCACCAGUUCUCGGUCCAAGCCUUCAGUAACCAGCCCCAUGGUCUGGGUUUGGCCCUACAAUCGGGCCCCACCCUGGAAGCUCCCCCUGCGGCUGUGCCCUUACACCAGUCUCUGAGCCACGGCCUGGCGCAGGCUCCGGCACCCCAGCAGCACUCGCUGGGCCCGUCGGCCAGCAGCAAGGGUUCUCCAUUCAGCAGCAUGGUGUCUGUCCACAGCCAGCAGCCUCAGCCGCAGCCACAGCACAUGGGCCCCCACAGCCAGCAGUCGCACAUGGGCCACCCUCAGCACAUGGGGCACGCCCAGCAGACUCAGCUCCACAUGCAGCGCAGUUCACAGAUCAAGUCGCCUCCGCACAGUAGCCAGCAGAUGAACACAUUCAUGGGAACCAGCGGGCCGGGCUUCUCCCAAGUUCCCAUGAGCGGGAAGCAGUUUGGCAGUGUGAGCAACAGCCCCAGCAGCCUGACCAGCAACAUGGCCCACAGCAUGGGGGUGACCCCGGGCAGCACGGGCAUGAUCAUCCGAGACAUGUCGGCCAGCUCCGCGGGCUCCCCGGCCAGCAUGAGCUCUGUGGGCCCCCCGGCCUCCUCCCACCCGGCCACCACCGCCACAGCGCAGAAGAUGUCUGGUGUCAGCGGAGGUGGUGGUGGUGGUGGGAGCUCGUCUGUCGGAGGUGGUCCCACGGGCCCCAUGGACCCGUCCAUGAUGAGCUCCCGGUCUAUGGCGGGGAUGUCGGGCUCUGUGGGCGGUGGGGGAGGGGGAGCUGGUGGUCCUCAGUCGAGUGUGCCGCAGCCCUCCUCCUCUACCCAGAGCCAGCACCACGGUGUGAGCGGCAGCAUGCACCACCACCACCACCACCACCCCCACCCUCAGCAGACGGGUCGUCCCAUGUCGCAGUCUCGCUUCCCCAACCCCAACGCCCCCAACUUCCCCGGGGGCACGGGAAAGUUUGGCAGCAGCGGCGGAGGGGGCAAUGGUAGUGGUGGUAUGGGCAGCAGCGGCAGCAGCAACAACAACCACAGCUCCAGCAACAGCAGCUCGUUUGCUGCGGCCCAGCCACCUCCGCCCAGCCAGGUGACAGCCUCAGGCAACAACCAGCAGGUGCGUCCACCAAUGAUGGGAAACAUACGACCAGGAUCCUCUCAGGGUCCCACCAACCAGCGGCCUCCGUUUCCCAACCCGAUCCAGAGACCAGGGGUUCCACCAGUGUCUGCACAGCCACCUCCCAACAUGCAGCACUUUGGCAAUGCUGGUGGAAACCCAGCGAUGAAGAAUGCCAAUGCCAACCCCAGUGGUCUCAACUCGAAUGGCCCAGGAGGACCCCUGAAUCCAAGCAGCGGUUCCAUGAAUCCAAACGCGGGCCCUCUUAACUUGGGUGCCAUGAAUAUGGGUGGGAAUGCCUUGCUGAGCAACAUGCUUCUCAGUGCUGCCAAGACGGUCCUCAACCAGUCCAUGGGCAUGCAGGGUGGCCCCAACGGUGGAAAUCCAAACCCGUUUGGAAUGAAAGGGCCGGGGCCAAAUCCGGGCUCAUUUAUGGGCGGUCCGGGUGGUCGCGACGGUCCCCCUCCUUCCAGGCAGAACCCGCCGUCCAUGCCCAAAGGUGGCAUGGGACCAGGGGGUGCUUCCUAUCCCAUGGGGCCACCUCAACAACAUGGCGGUCCUGGCCCCAACGGUCCCCCCAAAGCUCCUGGCCCCAGUGGUGGACCGAUGAAGGUCCUCGGUCCAAAUGCUGGUCCCCCCAAAGCCCUUGGUCCCAACGGACCAACGAAGGCCAUGGGUCCCAAUACUGGUCCCCCUAAAGCACCGCCUGGGUCCUACCCUGGCCCAGCGGGCAGCGUGAAAGCUCAACAGGCCCAACAGCGUCGGGACCUGCUGAACCACGCUAAGAGUUUCCUCAACAAGAACAGCGGUGGCACCGGUGCCAAGGGCAGUUCCGGCAGCAGCCCAGUGGAUGGAGCUAGUGGCUCUCCGAGCCCCGCUGUAGGUGGUGGUGGGCUCAAGCCGGACGAGAAGAAGCCUGCCCUGGCUAUGGUAUCGAACCCCAGCCUGGUGGGCACCAGUGUCAAGAUCAACCUGAGCGCUAGCAACAACACGAGAGCCCCAGCCAUCACCAGCACCAGCGCUGCCACCGUGUCGGCAAACGCCAACACCUCCAGCAGUGCGGCGGCGGCUGCCACCAGCAAGGUCAGUGUGGUCUCCACGGCUGCGACCUCCAGCACCAGUGUCUCGGCCAGUGCCUCUGCUGGCCCCGGUCCCGAUAAGAAAUGAGCAAGUCCACAAGAACUGUGUGUGUCAAUUCAAAUGUCCAGUGCAUACAAGGUUAAUCCAAAUUGGUGACAUUUUUGACAAGGACGGGAUGAUUCACAUUUUGAUAUAUGCCUCUUGCAACUGAGUAUAUAGCCUGGAAAUAUUUGUAAACUCUGAAUCAAGUUAUAUAGUGAGUCUGACAGUUAGGAAAAUGGGAGAAGAAAAAGUGUAUAAAAAAUAUGGUAAUGGUUUUGUGACAUAGAAAAGUUAUGAGUGAUAGUAGAUGUAUGGAGAGAUGGUUUCCUUGAAAUGGUUCUCAUAGGCUAGACGGGAUGGGUGUUUGUCAUAGUCUGAUGUCUCAGUCGGUCAAGAGGGCACAUUGAGUCUCCCCAUGGAAGAACACUAUCAUGAUUGCAGGAAAGCUCACACAGGACGUGACCAUCAUAUCUAAGGAUCUGUAUCCACAGAAUACCAUUUCUGGAAAUAGUAACGCGGACAUUACAAUAACCAGACUGUUGACACAAAAAGUUUCUACCAAGACUCACAACUGUAUUCUUUCUGAUGACUAGAAUUAUUGCUAACAGAUUUUGACACGGUUCAGACCAACCCGUGUUGUCCAGAUUUUUCCUCCCAAAAAGACCAGAGUGGGCAUCGCUAUGCGUACGUCUGCCUGGUAACUCGUCCAAAAGUGAAAACCAUGACCCAUUCUUAGGAUACAUGUGGAAUUUGGGGACAUGAAACUGAUGUGUGCGUAGAGACAAUAUGAAUAUAGCUAUGGAAACUGAUAGACUAAAACAGUCAUUAUUCUACACCAGAGGAGUGACCAAAAAGAGAAAUAGUCACAGCCCUACUUUGUGAACAUAAAGGACACGUAGCCCUGUGGGAUUCUGCUCUGCCUUCAGUCAUGCUGGGAAGGGAAGAAUUUGUGCCAAGUUCUUGUGUGUGCCCGUGGCUGGUACACUGGCAGUGCACACACUCAAUUUGCCGUUACACCCACAGCCGCACCUUUGUAGGUUCAUCUCAUGAAAAUGUUCUCUCUCUGGUAAUGUCACUGCUCACAAAGAUAUUGGGGAAAGUGAUGCUAAAUAUUCUCAAAGUUGUCUCACAAGACAGGUGGUACUGGUGUGUUUGUUUCUCAUCUUUGUGCGUGUAUUUGUACGACAGAAAGGGGUUUUCUUUUUCUCGGUGACUGGCCAUUGUGCUAUUGUACAUUAUUUUAGUCAUAACGAUUAGUUUGUCGUAAGUGUAACUGCAUAUCAUGCCUGUGUAGACCUUCAACGAAUGGACGUUUGGUGUUGAUUAUUACACAUGCUUUUUAACUUUUUUCAUUUUAUUGUAUUGUCGUUGUCCAACCCUCCCGCACUUUUGUUUUUACGCAUCAUUCUGUGAACGAUUUUCAAAUGCUGUCACCUAUGAAGUUGCUGACUUGAAGUGUCUUUGGGUGAAUUUGUGUUUGAAAGUGCAAUAUGCGCCUACUAUAAUGCCCGAUAGAAUGUAUGAGGAAAACAGAAUCACUGUUAGGAACGCAAAGAUGUGACUCGUUAAAAGAUUUCCUUGUUGGUGUCCACAGCCCGUAGACACAUGUCAUUUUCUCUGUACCUUCAAUCCGCCAUCCAUGUUAGCCCACAGAGAGAGAUUUCUGUCCAAGGUUUACAACUUACAAUUGCUGGUCUGAUGCCUCAAGAACGUGCGAUAUGUUAUCAUAUACUAAGUGGAGUUAGUUUUAUUGUAUUUGUUUGGUCGUCAGUAAGAAAGAGACUAGCUCUGGUGCUCAUUCUCAUUAUAUCGUUUUUCCUGUCUCCCCCCUCCUCAGGGCUAUCUGGAAGACCUGCGGGGUCCAUUUUUCUUAUAUUUUUAAUUUUUAUAUUUGUCUGCCUUGAAUGACAACUCUAUGGACAUGUGAGGUACUGGUUGCUUGCCCCAGAGAUUGGUUGAUUUGAUAUUCAUCCUGCCAAAUAUUUUGGAACUGUAUUGCAUAGGUUAAGUAACAUGUUAGAGAAGAAAUUCUGAGUGUGGUCUCAUUAUUGGGAGAUGUAAGAUUCAGUCACUGGCCUUUGGGUUGAAUUGCACAUUGUAUAUACUUGUUCUUUAGUUGAUUCAAGCAGGCCUAUGUUCUUACAUUUUGGUAGAAAUGUUUUGUAUUCAUUCAAUCUUUGUUGUAGGGUUGCACUGUUGAGUGACUGUUGUGUACCAGCUACCUGCCUUGUGGGACAACCGUCAGCUUGCUACUUUGUGGGCACACACACACACACAAUCUCUUGACUCCCGUAACCUUCAGUUUACAUACAUUAACCUUUUUUUGUAAUUGGUCCUACUACAUAACUCAAUGACAAAUCAUUAUGUAUCUUUAUAUUUUUUUAUGGCACACAUUUCAACUCGGAAGAUUGAUCGUGACAAAAGUUUGACACCAUAUGGGGUCGUUUGAGAAUAUUUUCUCAUGUUGGACCGAUAACCCCGACAACCCUCAAAACAGAUGGGUAAACAAAUAAGUGGCUGCCAACAUGUGUGUCUGUAGACACUAAGGCGCCACUGAGAGAGUGGUCAUUGUGACUGUUGACUUAUGUUUUGCCAACUAUUAUGUGAACCAGGUAGCCUGUUGGGCUCUCUCGGUCCUUCACAGAGUUGUCUGACAUGGCACCUGGGUUCUCUAGUGGCACAGGAAGGGUCCAGUGUCGGUGCUUUUGGCACAUGACGCUGGCGGUGAAAGAUGAUGACACGGCCUCAUCUAUUGAUGCAUGGCUGUCUAGGAAAAUCCUCUUGGAACAAAGCGGGAACUUGGUGACUGAACCCGCUCAGCUUUGCUAGCACUCAGGGCAAGGUGAACUAUCCCCCCCCAUGUGAGCCUUGCCUUGCCUGCCUGCCCUCACCCCCGUGGGCUAGCAGUUGCUGCUUGCUCCACACCGCACUCGUUCCGCUCAGACUGGGUGCUGGUGCUUAUGUGGCUGUGGUGGGGCGUUUUCAUGACUUGUGACAGGUCAGAACCCCCCUUGUGGCCUGAAACAAUCUGUCCUGCCAUGGCCAUUUUUUUUUUCUUUUGGUUUUUUUUUUUUUACCUUCUGGUAAUAGCAUUUUUGGUACUCGUGUAUGUGUGUGUUAGUGUGUCAUUGUUUUUUUGUUGUUUUUUUCCCCAUUUAUACCAUGAUUUGCUUUUUCAUUUACAUGUGUAGAGUGAACCCAGUCGGGCCUUUUGGGCAUGACCUGCCCGAAAGCUCGUAAGUAAAGUGUAACAAAUUUUUUUUCUCAUUUAUUAAGGAAAAAAACUUGGAAGAGCUUUGGAUGAAAGAAGUGUGAGCCAUACAAGCUGUCUUACUUGUUGAGCUAUUUAUUUAUACAAUCAGCAUGUGUGUGGCACACGGCGCCCCUGUCUCCAGUUAGUGUACAGAUAAAUUUUAUGUUGCUGCCAGUUUUUGCUGGGAGCUCCUGUGGGAAGUGAGCUGGAGAUUAAAAUGCGUGUGAAUGGCUGAGACUCUCUCAUCCUUUGGUCUUCUGUGGAGGAAGGAGGUCCUGGGAGGCAGGGGGUGGAGGAAGAGGGCAGUGUGUGUCUGCCCCAGCGUCAGCAGUUUCUUGCGGAGCUCUCGGUACACGGUACACUCGCUGCCACCUCUGGUGUGUGCGUGUGUGUGUGUGGCUCAAGGGGAGUUCUGGAAGAAGCUGUUCUGGUGUUCCUUUCUCUCAUUUGUAUCCCCCCCACCCCUCCCUUCCCCCCCUCCCCGUCUCCCCAUUGUGUUGUUAGCUGCUAUCAAAAUCUAUCCAGCAGCAAUGCAUUAAAAUUUAUUCAUCACCACUGAAA
Messenger RNA from Aplysia californica (California sea hare), 14327 nucleotides. Its product is annotated as protein PRRC2C. The transcript is spliced from 39 exons. The record is from RefSeq and is a predicted model, not a curated record. Gene Ontology annotation, biological process: cell differentiation. The coding region runs from base 218 to 10558 and encodes 3446 amino acids. Lineage: Eukaryota; Metazoa; Mollusca; Gastropoda; Aplysiida; Aplysiidae.